CACACUGCAACCAAAGGGUUGUCCAAACACUGCUCAGUGUAUACACACACCAAGCAAGUGUUAAGGCCGCCAUACUGCUCACGAUGCAUGCACAGAGCAAGCGAGAGGGACUUAAACUGUACAUUUUAGGCACAAAGCAAGAAAGAUCAUCCCUAUACUGCACAAAGUGUACACAUAGCAAGCAAGCAAGCAAGCGGGCUUCCACACUGCACAAGGUACAGCCACAGAGAAAAUAAGUGAGUAUUCACACUGUAUGAGCCACACGUGCACAAACACGGCAAAUAAGUGGGUAUCCACGCUGCAUGGAGUAUAAACACACACGCAGAGCAGGAAAGUGGGUCACCACACUGCCACAAAGUACACACAGAUCACAAGAGUGUGUCCACACCCUGCAUGAGGUACACACACAGAGCAAGCUAGUGGGUUACAACAGUGCAAUAAGCUGUCUCGCCUUGGUCGAUCAGUGGCAGUGCGUGUCUCGGCCCUGCAUAUGGUACACGCAGUAUAUGUGAAGUUUUAAACUGAAUUUGUAAACUGUUCUGUCUGCUGUGUUUGAGUCAAAAUCAACAAAGGUGCAGCAGGAAAAAAAGUCCAAAAUGACACAAUAAAAUCAUAGAUUAUUACAUUUGUAAGGACAAUUUUCUAAUGUUUUGCCUACAUUUCUUUUAUUGCCUUUUUAAAAAAAAAAAAUAAUAAUAAUUUUGUGGUAUAGAUGGCAAAUGCUUAAGAAUAGAACUGUGUGACACAUGCUGAGUGAUCAAAUGUUUUAAUCAAACCAUUUUUUAAUGUAUCGGAUCAAAUUUUUUGCUUUCAUCCCUCAUUCGGGUGUUUACAAUUUUCAUACAUGCAAGUGGAUACCCGCACUGGUUGAAUAAAUCCAGCAAGUAGCAGCAAGAAGGCAUCUGCAUGCAAAAUCACCUACGUGUCUAUCUGGACAGGACCUCAGAGAUGGUCCAAAAAACAGUAGCGUCUAUGGGACCUGGAGACGGCUCGGCUGCUUAAAGUUUUCCAGGAAAUGUUGGCGGUCACUCUGGAGGACCAUGAGCUGUACGUUGUCGAAAACGGUCAGGAGGAGCCUAUCUUUUCACCUGAAGAAUUUCACAACCGGGUGAGAUUCCCGCUCGUGGAAGUGCUGAAAUAUCCUUACCUGCUGUGCCACCGGGAUCUCUGUGAAAUGGCGGUGAAGGUGUUAUGCAAAAUGGAGGAUAUGAAAAACCCCCUAACAGUGCAUGACCAGUAUCAGGGAAUUUACCUGCUCAUGGUACACCCAGACCAAAAGGUGCGUCACUGGGCAAUAGCCACUGCCAGGUCGUUGGGCAGGGUGGACAGAGAUAACUAUUAUGAUCUUCAGGAGGUCUUCUCCUGCAUGUUCUAUAUCAUUGAUUUAGGAAUCACUCUGGACUUUCCAAACAUGGAUGACUCGUACAGCUCUGGCAAGCUCCAUAUCCUACCUCCACAUCUCUAUGAUGCCCAAAAUAAGAAAAAUUACUGGCUAGGUAUCUGUAUGUUGCUGAUGCAACUGGACUCGCAGGCCAUGGACUCUCUGUUAAUGGGGCCAGAAGGGCAGGCCAGCAUUCCCCAAUGCAUUAUAAAUACCAUGAAUGACUGCAAUAAAGAUGAUGACCAGGGAUCAGAUCCCUUCUGGCCUGCUUUGCACUGUUUCUUGGUCAUUCUAGACCGACUGGGCUCAAAGAUCUGGGGUCAGAUAGAACCACUAGAUGCUUUCCAGGCCAUCACUAAAGCAGGCAGCUACACAGCUGAAAUUGAAAAUAUCAGACAGAAAACUUCAGGGACAAGAGUGAAAUUUGAGCCUGAGAAUGAUGAUGACCCAUUAUCCUGCAGUCAAAUUGUGUAUGACUGUUACGCUAUGGAGCGAACAAGUAGAUCAUCAGACUGUUCAUCUGGCAAUAAUGACACCAGUGGCAAUGCAAUUUUUGAAGAAAUGAGCUGCCUAGUUAAUGUCUUACAGUCUGAAAUGGGCCAAGGCAUGCGUGUAUAUGGUAGCACCUUUCUUUGGUUCAUUCCUUUUGUCCGCUCUAUGGAAUUGACUGUGCUUAAUAGCAUUUGCAUUGGGGAGGUUAUCCACUAUCUGGAUAACAAUGUCAACAAGGAUGUGCUGUUUGGGCGGACACACACCUGCGACAAAGUCACAGAGUUCUUUAUCCGCAUCCUCGUUGAUAUAAUUGAGCUGCACCUAUGUAAAGGCUGCAUGGGAAUGCUGUCCUACUUUUCCCAUAUAUGGGUAGAUAUCAUACUGCAGUGUGCUACCCUUUCUGAUGACACUUGUAAUACCAGAAUUCAAGAUAGGAGGGGGGUCUAUCCAACUUCCUCGCAUUUUGGUAGAGGGACCCGGGUGCCAGCAGUUGGUGUUGGUGCAAUGAGUCAAGCUUGCAUGAAGUUGAUUCGUUCUCUGUUGAAAGAAGGGGGACGAACAAAAACGGUUCCAGAGACUGCACAUUUUCUGAACCUAAUUAACAGACACCUGCGUGUCUCUGCUCGAGGUUGGAAACUUCCCAAAUCAGAAUAUGAGAAUCUUAAGAAAUGCUUACUCAAGCUUGUAAAAGCAAUAUCAGACAGGCCUGCAGUUUCAAAUGAUGUUCUGUCAUGUGCUCCACCGACGCCACCGUCAGAUCCCUCAGAAAAUGUAAUUUCCUACCCUAAUUCCACAUUGACCACAUCUCUGCAGCAGCUACAAACCAGAGAUGCAGAGGUUGGUCCAAGUGGUCCAGUAGGUACAAUUAAUUUUAUUAAGGAUGAACCACUGUGGGAUCAUGGGGAAUGUCAAAGUUUCUGUGAAGGCCAUGAAGAAAUAAUUAAGGCAAAGAAAGAGCCUUACAACCCAGUACCAAUUUCUCCUCGUGAGGUGAAUUGUAUAAAACCGGACUUUGGAAAAAUACAGGAAAUCAGAUCUAGGUUGAAUGAUGAUCAGAAUCUUUCCAGGAUACAAGCCAUUGCUAAGAGAUUCAUAACUGAGGACGAACAAGGUAAAUGCAGUAGCUUGAAGGAGAUUGGAUAUGCAUCAGGUCUAAGCCCUCAGCCUUCAACCUCACAAUCUAAGAUCCCAGACUCUGCAAGGCUUAGCAAGUCCUCUAAAAAGAAAUUGAACGAUGAUGACGAUGAGCCCCUUGAUGUCCGAAAGCGUCGUCUGAAAACAUCCAAGUCCAGUGAAGAGGAUUCGACUGAUGCCGGACAGGUUUCAAUACAGUUGACUAGAAGUGCAAAAGAGGUCCAUGAGACUAGCAUCACCAUUUCAGAUGAUGUUUCUUCAAAUGACAAAAAGCUAUUAGAAAACAGGGUAACAUAUGAUCCCUUUUUGGACCCUGAAUCUAAUGAGGGCCAAGGCCGUGAUUAUGAUGAUUUGAGUGAAUCGCAAGUAUUUGAGUUUGAAACCCAAGAACACAUGGUAUCUGCCUGGAAUGAGCCAUACAUUGACAACUCAGUUGUGACCAAAAAGCACAAACUUGGGAAUGAUUCUAAAGCGUGCAUUAGUCAUGAUGCUGUGGAGCCCAUGGAGACUCAGCCUGUCUCAGAUGAAGAUAUAGAGAAAGCUUGUCUGCAAGUGGAAGCACAAAUCUGUAAACAGCAACAGCCACAAGAACCAACUGCAUCAAGCAUGCAAGUGCCAUCCAAACAAAUUUUCAAUGAAAAAUGUGAUUUCAUUCAGUCCAAACAUUCUGAAAGUCCCCCUGAAAAACCUGGCCUGACUGAGAGAAGCAAGCAAUGGCUGAGCAGAAAGCCUCCUGUUAUUGAAGCCCCGAAUCAAAAAAUCAAGAAGCAUCGCAAGUCCCAUAACACCAUAUUUCGAGACCCUGUGAAACCAUGUUCUUCCACAAUGCUGAUUUCAUCCUCUGUUGUAACACCCUCUACUGUCUCCCCUUCCAGAGGCUCUUCUGCAUCCUCUGUUGCACGUUCAAAAGCCACCCCUGCUAUAGUUCCACCAAAAAAGGUUCGCAAACGUGCUGAACCAGAAUCUGCAGCAGAGCUUCUGGGGUUGAAAAAGAAGGCAAGGAAAGCUUUUGACUUUUCACAGCGUUCCUUGGUCUCGUUGGGUAAACUUCGAUCACAUGGCCAGAAUGUGCAUGUUGAGCCACAACAGAAGUCAAAAAGAGUUCGUCAACAGAAGGUGGUUGUGAAGAGAGGGAAGAAGUUGCUUGCAUCACAAGAUUGGCAAUACCUUAGACAGAGUCGUGGGAUGCUCCAUAAGUCAGUGCCAGCCACUUCAGCUGUUGCCAAAUCAAACAAAUGUCCUGUACCAGAUGCCCUACCCAAAUCAAAAAAUGCAAUUGAAAGUGUGGAUGAGCCAAGAGAUGAGGAGGAUGAUGACUAUUUCCUUCCCUGCUCUCAGCCUGAUCCUGACAGAUGGAUGGACAGUAAAAGGGUUACCAGUCAAGUCAAUACUAGCCUGUCAGAUGAUGCCAAAAAAGCAAUAAGUGAAUGGCCUGAGGACAUUCAAAGUAAAGAAUUCAGUUCCCUUCAAAACAAUAAAGGUGUCGGUGGUUCCAUGGCAGAAGGUGCGGAAUCCAAGGAUGAAAAUUGUGAUGAUGAAUGGACGUACCUUACACAAAAUGAGCCUACGGACAUGGAGUUAUGCUCUCAAAUGGAUCAAAUAGAGGAAGAGUUUGGUGAGAACAUAAUGAUUACAGGCUGUGUGCACAUGGACAAUGACUCUGGCAACCAACCAAAUAUUUCUGAAGGUGAAGCGAGUGUGCCACUUAAACCAUUAUCAGGCAACACACCUCAGAAAUCACUUCUUGAUGCUUCCACAGAGACCUCUUCAAAUGACCAUUUGUUCUUAAAACCUGGCAUGCCCACUGUGUGUCAGAAAAAAGCAAAGCCUUCUACAACAAAAAUUUAUACAUCAAGUUCCCGCAGUGCAUCUUUGGCCAAAGAGAUGGGAAAAGUAGCCAACCCUCUACCUGCUGCUAAUGCUGCUAAGGCUAAGGUUGCACGACCACCACCAGCAAUGCCACCGCCACCUCCAAAAUCCACACCACAACAUGAAUUUCGACAGCCUCCCCCACCCAGACCCGCCCUGCACUGUCCAAAUCAGGUUUCAAAGUCAUCACUUUCUAAUGUAACAUCUGCUUCCCAUGUACCUUCCUAUAAGACUUAUCCCAGACCAGAAACACCUGUAUCAGUACGAACACCAACACUGGAUCAUGAUCGAAGAUUUGAUAAUUCUCAGAUGUUUGAUCCAUCCUACCUGAAACAGGCUAUUUUAAAGUGGGAGUACUGCAUGUUUGACAACUACGAAAUGUUUGGGACACCCCAAGACUUGUGUCCAUUUCCCCUUAAGGAAGUACCAACGAAGUUCUCUAGCUACCAGGAGUACUUCAACAUCUUGUACCCGCUUCUGCUCAUUAAUACCUUUGAAGAGAUGGUCAGUGAAUGGCUUAGGAAAAUCAGAUUUGGAAAAUCAGAAAUUGAACUCGAGGUCCAGGGAAUUGAAUACAGGAAUCGCAUUGCCAGUGCCAGUUUCACAGCAAGCCUUAAUGCUGAGCAGGAGAUGAAGCAGUUGUAUCCUAAAGAAGAUGACCUUGUGUUUCUCUGGCUGCCGGAGAACACUGGUGCAUAUGCUAACGAUGAACCAGAUUUUCCUGAGAUGAGUGCCCACUUUGGAUGUGUAUUGCGAUCCAGUGUGUUAAGUAAUGGAGGAGGUCAGCUCUCCACACUGAACCUUACCAUUCAGACGCGUGGUAAUGUGUCCUCUGUUAACACCCAACCUGUACGCUGUGAACCGAUUGGCUCCCUGGUCAGUACAUUGCGGGAAUUCAGAGCACUGUGUUUGCUACAAAAGAGCAAGAUGCUACCUCCAGUUCUCAAGCCAGACAUCAAGUACUUUGCACCCUGCCCGGAUGGCCUGCCGAACCUAGAUAUGCCUGAAUAUAAUGAAGCCCAGGCCAAAGCAAUCAGCUGUGGUGUUGCGAUGGUGAAAAGGAAGCAAGAUACCCCAAAGAUUUUGUUAAUACAUGGACCACCAGGGACUGGCAAGAGCAAAAUCAUAGUUGGCAUGCUGCACAGAAUUCUGUCUGGUGGUGAGAGUCCUUCAGUGAAUCGCUAUGCUAAGUCUCGCAGAACGAGAAUUCUGCUCUGUGCUCCAUCUAAUGCUGCUGUUGACAGCCUGAUGAGGAAAAUCAUCAUUGCCUUCAAAGAAAAGUGCUUGGACAUCCGUGCUCCACAAGGGAACUGUGGUGACAUCAACCUGGUGCGACUAGGGAGUGAGAAGACCAUCUCUAAAGAGCUGAAAGGCUUCAGCCUUGACAGCCAGGUCAAGAAAGGAUUAGAGAAAGCACAACAAAAGUGUGAUUCAGACAUACAGAGGAAGAAGGAGGAACUGGACAAGAUUAUUGAAAAGCUGUCUCAGCAGUGCGCCAAGACGGACAAAAAAUCAGCGACGUUCGAACAGCUGAAUGCCGAAAAGCUAUCUCGCUCAAAGGAAAGGGAGAAACUCGGCAGACAGAUAAAGGAGUUUCGUAGUAAAAGGCUAGAGGUGCAGUCGCGCAUCUUGCUUGAGGCUCAUGUGAUCUGCUGCACGCUGAGCACAAGUGGAGGUGGCCUCCUUGAAUCUGCCUUCCGCCGCCUUGGACACGAACCAUUCAACUGCGUUAUUGUUGAUGAGGCAGGCCAAGCUAAAGAAACAGAAACAUUGAUCCCUUUGCUUUAUCGAUGCCAAACCCUCAUCCUGGUGGGCGACCCCAAGCAGCUCCCACCCAUUGUCGUAUCUCAGAAAGCCAAAGAGCUGGGCUAUGACCAGUCACUGAUGGCUCGGGUUUGCAAGAGCCUUUACUCGAGUUCGCGUCUGUCCCCCAUCUUCCUCAGUGUCCAGUACCGCAUGCACCCAUAUAUUUGCAAGUUCCCAUCCGAGUACAUCUAUGGCAACAGCUUGGAUAAUGACCGCGAGACUGCUCAGAAACUGAGCUCAUCCUCCUGGCCGUUUGAACCCUACACUGUGUUUGAUGUGACUGAUGGAAAAGAGAGUAAAGAGAGAGAUUCAUUUAGUAACCUGAAGGAGGUCAAGCUGGUGGUGCUGCUUUUUAAGCUGCUUGCGGAGAGGCAUGCCUCACGCAAGGAAAAGCAGCUCAUACGGGUUGGCAUCAUCACUCCAUAUAACGCCCAGAAACAACGUAUCCAGCAGGCCCUUGAGAAGGCCCCUGACAAGGAAUCAAAAAAAUACAUACAGGUGGAGGUGGACACCGUGGAUGGGUUUCAGGGCCGUGAAAUGGACUGCAUCAUUGUGUCUUGUGUAAGAGCCAGCAGCGAAAAUGGUUCUAUCGGGUUUGUUGGUAAUCGCCAGAGGAUGAAUGUGACCAUAACUAGAGCCAAAUCUAGUUUGUUUAUCCUGGGACAUCUCCGUACACUCAAGGAGCAGAGUGAUUGGGGUGCACUGAUACAGGACGCAGAGAAACGUGAAGUCGUAAUAAGAGCGCAUGAAGCCAACUUUCACGAGGUCGCAAAGAAGGUGCUGAAACCGAAUCGACUCCCUCGUAGUUACUCGCACCCCCCCAACCACAUCUCCGUUCCUGCCCAUUCUGAUUGGCAAAGAGACCAUAGAAUGCACGCUAGACCUUCAGACCCACGUCUGCCAGAGACUUAUGCAAGCAGAGAGCAGGACAGUGGGAACCAAAGCGUCCCUCGCCCAAGGCCGCCCAGUCACCGUGCUUUAGAUCCACGGCUCCACCAAAACCCUGCACAUUCCUUUCGUUCACCUUCAGAACGACCUCACGAACGUCACUUUUCUUCCUCAUCAGCGUCAUCUAGGGCACGUAGGAAAUAAUAUUUGCAUUUAUUUUCGCAGUACUUUACACCUCUUUUGUCUAAAUGACUGUCGAUAUUUCAUGGUAGCUCUGACUAAGCGUGUUUCAUACAUAAGACUUGUUCAACCUGACAAUCCUAGAAGAUUGCUAGCUGAAGUAUUCGUGUAAAAUAAUGGUAACUUGUGACAGACUUUUUGAUUAAAAACCACAUUAGCAUUUA
Molecule: messenger RNA, 7974 nt
Organism: Pangasianodon hypophthalmus (striped catfish)
Lineage: Eukaryota; Metazoa; Chordata; Actinopteri; Siluriformes; Pangasiidae
Gene: setx
Product: senataxin
Exons: 24
Coding region: 1016-7774 (2252 amino acids)
Biological process (GO): termination of RNA polymerase II transcription
Cellular component (GO): nuclear body
Molecular function (GO): helicase activity; transcription termination site sequence-specific DNA binding
Source: RefSeq, a predicted model, not a curated record